UAGCAUUUCUUAUCAGAAACCACCUCAAUCUCUUCUUCUUCAUUAUUAUUAUUAUGGCUAGAAGUGAACAAGAUCUCUUGUCAACUGAAAUUGUCAACCGUGGGAUUGAAUCUUCCGGGCCCAAUGCCGGCUCUCUUACAUUCUCUGUGAGGGUCCGCAGACGCCUUCCCGAUUUUCUCCAAUCGGUGAACUUGAAAUAUGUGAAGUUGGGUUACCAUUAUCUCAUCAAUCACGCCAUCUAUUUGGCCACCAUACCUGUUUUGUUACUUGUUUUUGGUGCUGAGGUGGGGAGUCUCAGUCGGGAAGAACUCUGGAAAAAGCUGUGGGAUGAUGCACGCUAUGAUCUUGCCACUGUGCUUGGCUUUUUUGGUGUGUUUGUGCUUACCCUUUCGGUUUACUUCAUGUCUCGGCCUCGCUCUGUUUAUCUCAUCGAUUUCGCUUGUUAUCGUCCUCCCGGUGAACUAAAGGUGACGAAGGAGCAGUUCAUCGAAAAAGCAAGAAAAUCAGGCAAGUUUGAUGAGGCAAGCGUAGAAUUCCAAAGAAGAAUAAUACAAUCAUCAGGUAUUGGCGAUGAAACAUACAUCCCCAAAGCUGUGAUGACUGAUGAAAAUUGUGUUACGAUGAAACAAGGUCGCUUAGAGGCCUCAAUGGUAAUGUUUGGAGCUCUAGAUGAGCUCUUCGAGAAGACUAGAGUUCGUCCGAAAGACGUCGGGAUCCUGGUGGUGAACUGCAGCAUCUUCAACCCUACACCGUCGCUCUCCGCCAUGUUAAUCAACCACUACAAAAUGAGAGGCAACAUCUUGAGUUACAAUCUGGGUGGGAUGGGCUGCAGCGCCGGGAUCAUAGCAGUGGACUUGGCCCGUGACAUGUUGCAAGCUAACCCAAACAAUUAUGCCGUUGUGGUGAGCACUGAGAUGGUGGCCUACAAUUGGUACCCCGGCAAGGACCGGUCCAUGCUUAUUCCAAAUUGCUAUUUCAGGAUGGGCUGCUCCGCGGUCCUGCUAUCCAACAGGCGGCGUGACUACCACAGGGCCAAGUACCGACUUGAACAUAUUGUUCGGACGCAUAAAGGCGCCGACGACCGGAGCUUCAGGUGCAUUUACCAAGAGGAAGAUGAACAAGGAUUCAGAGGCUUAAAGGUGAGCAAAGAUCUUGUAGAAAUAGGCGGUGAAGCUCUCAAAACAAACAUCACCACCCUCGGACCUCUCGUACUUCCCUUCUCCGAGCAGCUCUUCUUCUUUGCCACAUUAAUCUGGAGACACUUAUUCGGUGGCGGCGGAUUACAAACAUCGGCAAAAAAGCCAUACAUUCCCGAUUACAAGCUCGCGUUCGAGCACUUUUGCGUGCAUGCAGCGAGCAAGACCGUGCUGGAUGAACUACAGAAAAACAUGGAGUUGAGUGACAAUAACAUGGAGGCUUCAAGAAUGACAUUGCAUCGAUUCGGCAACACGUCUAGCAGCAGUAUAUGGUAUGAACUGGCGUAUUUGGAAGCAAAAGAGAGAGUGAAAAGAGGAGAUAGAGUUUGGCAAAUCUCAUUCGGUUCUGGGUUCAAAUGUAACAGUGUGGUUUGGCAGUCGAUGCGGAGUGUAAGGAAGCCUACUUCUAGGAAUCCAUGGCUUGACUGCAUUGACAGAUAUCCUUUGCCAUCUAAUUAGGGUUCAGCAAAUUAAAGGAUGAUAAUAAUGUAUUAGCAAGUUUCCUUUUAAAGUUUGUGGCAUCUGCAAUACAGAUAUCUAUAUUAUAAGCUUUUUGUUAUGAAAUAA
This is a messenger RNA of Pistacia vera, 1763 nucleotides long. RefSeq names its product 3-ketoacyl-CoA synthase 10. Bases 54 to 1655 code for a protein of 533 amino acids. Gene Ontology annotation, molecular function: acyltransferase activity, transferring groups other than amino-acyl groups. The record is from RefSeq and is a predicted model, not a curated record. NCBI's taxonomy places the organism in Eukaryota, Viridiplantae, Streptophyta, Magnoliopsida, Sapindales, Anacardiaceae. The transcript is spliced from 3 exons. Gene Ontology annotation, cellular component: membrane. Gene Ontology annotation, biological process: fatty acid biosynthetic process.